Messenger RNA from Patiria miniata (bat star), 6305 nucleotides. It is a transcript of the gene tmem181, whose product is annotated as transmembrane protein 181-like. The record is from RefSeq and is a predicted model, not a curated record. The transcript is spliced from 17 exons. NCBI's taxonomy places the organism in Eukaryota, Metazoa, Echinodermata, Asteroidea, Valvatida, Asterinidae. Gene Ontology annotation, molecular function: toxic substance binding. The coding region runs from base 368 to 1960 and encodes 530 amino acids.
CGUCUUCCCAUGCACUACAUGUACAUGCCCGACGUGUUACAGCAAAAGCUCCAGCAAUUCGUAAUACCUUCGGAUGCUGAGUUAAGUCAUACACGGCGCACUUGAUUUCUUUUUUUCACUCCCCAUACUGAACAACAAUCUCCGCGCGAAUAUUAAAUUGGGGCCUGAAUGAAAUAACGCAGCGCGCAUCUUUGACGUCAUCAUUCUGCAGCACCGAGUGAAUUCAUCAUUAUAAUUAUUUUUCGGUUCUCUGUGUCGUCUUAUCUACUGCCACUUGCUCAAGAUGAGGAGAAGACCGCGUUGAGACGUGGAUAUUAUUUUGAUCAUCUAGCCUGACUUGUGAUUUUUUUUAAUCUGGGUUUCCAAGAUGGAUGCCUUGAACUACUCUUUCCAGAUGCCGGAGUGGAAAGGCCGGGUGAAGGAAGGAUGGGACUACGUGGUCAGACUCUACGACGCCGUUCAGGAUUAUAUCGUACCCCAGUACUACCAUGACAGAUCAAACAGAUCAGUACAGAUGCGUCUCUACACCUUGACAAAACGACACUUUGUGUUGGUCUUCGUUGCCUUCUUCACGGCAUUCACACUCUCAGUACUACUAGGAAUAGCAGGCCCGAGUAUAGCCAUGUAUGCAGAAAGGAGUACUACAAAACACUUGCCAGGCGGACCCUUUGAACUGAAGUCUCCACUUCUCAGCAGAUUCAAUCGUUCCCUGUGGCUCACAUCAGUGGUAGAGGUAGACAACGGUCAAGGUGAGAGCUUCCAAAAAAUCUUCAACGUUAGCAUUUACAUCCGAGGGUUGGCAGAAGAUGACAGCUUGGUACCCGUCAGCAACAUGUUCUUCAACCACACUAGAACGCUGUCGUGUAAAAAGGCGGAACUUUGUGAGGAAAUGCUACUGCUGCAUGUCAGCCCCAUACAGUACUCUUCCUACAUGAUCACAGUGCUCUUCCAAGGGCUGGAGAGGGCAAAGGUUACAGAGGUCAACUUUACUUUCCGCACAUACAAUCCUGCCUUUUGCGAGAUGGAGAUCUGGUUUCGGUUUGUGUUCCUAGUCCUGUCCUUCAUAGUCACAUGUAUGUUUGCACACUCUUUGAGGAAGUUUUCCAUGCGUGACUGGUCCAUUGAGCAGAAAUGGCUGUCUGUGUUGCUUCCCUUUCUACUACUCUACAAUGAUCCGAUCUUCCCCCUGAAUUUCUUGGUGGACUCCUGGGUGACCAUCAUCUUAGACAACAUCUUCCAGACCACGUUCCUGUCUGCCCUCCUCCUGUUCUGGCUCUGUGCCUACCACGGCAUCAGAAAGGAUUAUGCAGUUAGCCCCUUUCGCUUUUGGAAAUUUAUGAGCGACAGGAAGUGGAUGUAUUUCUACCUACCCAAGCUGGUCCUUGUCGGAAUCAUCUGGGUGGCAGCUGUGGUCCUGGCUUGCUGGUCUCAGUACCGAUCCCUCUUUGACCCUACCUUCAACUACAAAGUGGACGGCGGAAACUUCUUGGGCCUUGUCAUUUUCUUCUUAGUGGUCGGCAGUCUGUACCUACUCUACUUAGUGUUCCUCAUCAUCCGAGCCUUCACAGAGCUCAAAUCGCUCCCUUACAUGAAUCUGCGGCUAAGGUUCAUGACAGUCCUCAUGCUGUUCGUUGUGGCUGUUUGUGUUGCGGUCGUGAUCAUGAGGUUUGGCAUCGGGAUUCUGCAAAACAACUUCAUCUCUGAGCUGUCCACAUACUACAAGAAUUCAGCUGAAUUUUUGGCCUUCUACAGUCUUCUCAACUGUUACCUGUACGCCAUGGCCUUUGUUUAUUCACCUUCCAAGAAUGCACACAAAGAUUCGUACUUCAAAGAUAACCCAACGUUUUCGAUGCUAAAUGAGUCAGAAGAUGAGCUCAUUUAUGGUUCUGACAGUGAUGACAAUGCGGUAACAAGGCCUCUCCAAAAUGGCACCUCGUAUCAGGAGAGCGAAGACGAGUAGUCGCCGUGGAAACUACCCAUGACCUUUGACCUUUGAGGGCUUCCAAGGGUGAGAUACUCUAGCUAAGUACACUGGUGUUGCCUGUGAACCAGUGUCUAACCAUUUCACAGAACAGAACUAAAAAGCUGGUACGCGGCACUGUGUAAUAAGCGUUAUGCCAGAAGGACGUUACAAAAAACAAUCUUUUGAAAAUACAAAAAUAAGUAUAUAAACAGUAAGCGCCCUCUCCAGGGAAAGCUUGCGUACACCGGCUUCUUUUGUGGAAAGAAUGUUCCAACCUGACGCUAAUUCAACCGUUGUGUACAGAGUCUAUGGAGAGUAUUUCCUAACAAAACUGGAAAUGUUUCUCAGUUCCGGAUUCAUAUCUUAUCAUCAUUUUUUGCAAUUACUGACCUUCAUUGAGAUGAUAUAGGAAGGAAAAAAGCAGCGUCAGGUUGCAACAUUCUUCCUCUUUUGUUGAUGCAUCGUUUAUUUUUGGUUUUGACGGUUAUUUAAACUUAAGUGAUAAAUACGGUAGUGGUGCACCCUCAUAAUCACAAGGUUAUGUACAAUGUACAUUUACUGUAAUAUUUGCAUGCCAGUUGUUUUCUUUUAGUUGACAACAUAAGUCAUCGUGCUAAUAUGGGUUUGUUUGUGACUAUUUUAACGGGUGAGUGGUUUGUGUUCAUAAUGUCUAUGUAAAUUAUUCCUGCUUGGUUGUUGCAAUGACAAAUACAGACGUGAUUGAAUAAUGUGCAAUAAUAGGUUUUUCUUCCUAACCCUUGUUGCUAUGGAUCAGCCAAUCAGCAUCCAGGGUUUAAUUGAUUCCAUUGAAAGAUAAUUUAACCCUAACUCCCUAGCAUAAUUUACUAGGAACCAUACCCAUCCUGGCAAAUUCCAACACCCACAUGGGAACUCGUACACACACACUGUUGGCCUCAGUUUCUGGAGGUAUACCAAACCCAUUGUAAAAGACCAUCAGUUUAGGGGUACUGUACCCAUUCUAACAGAUUUCAACAACACCUGCUGUUGGGCUUUGAUGGGUUAAGUUCGGUUAGGGUUAAUGAAAGACAGCAUUUUUUUUCUGCGAUUGUAGUUUGUAGGAAACAGGGUAUGGUAAAUUUGGAAAAGGAGCUUUUUUUUUCUGAGGCAGUUUUUUUCAAGAGCGCAAAAUAUCAUUGAAGUAAUUUAUUUGCAUGCUGUCUAUAUCAAGUAUCCAAUUCAACGGAAACUGGACUCAUUCAGUUAGAGGUGACACCAAAAAGUUAAUUGUCUUUCUUUCUAAAAUUAGUUCUGCACAAUGUUGUGGAAGUGAACAUUCAUACUUUCUGUAAUUUGAAGUGAAGUGAGCCCUCUUGUGGCUGACUUAAUUCAGUCUGUUGUAAGUGAAAUAUUUAUUUGUUGUAUGUGGGAGCCCUCUGUUGUUUGUAUCUAUUGAUUUUUACCGGAUUACGUGCACAAUGAGCAAAUUGCAUUUACAUAAAUUACUCUGUUAAUUUUACAAUUCAUUGGCUUAGAAGGUCCUUAUGAAACGUUGCUCGCGGUAGUCCUGUUUUGACAAAAGUUUGUUUUUAAAACCCAUUACAGGCAAGGGAAUUGUUAAGAAUCCUAGUAUGUGUUAAGCCUGGUUCAUACUUCCUGCGAUUGCGAAUGCAAAGCGAAUUGGACGUCAUGAAACAUUCGCUGCGAAAUUCGCCCGAGUUGGAAUAUGUUCAAUUUUUAUGAAAUCGCAGUGCGAAUACAUGCCAUGACGUCACCAAUUCGCGUUCGCUUUUGCUUAUGCAGUUGAAGAAGUUUAAAAACAAAGAUCUAGUUUAGCAAUUGGCUUGAAAUUAUACCUUUGUUUUUUAAAACUCUGUUAAAUCAACUUAAGGGGCACGCCUUUUCCGGAAUAUUUUGCAGUUUUAAUCCUUAGUAUCCUGAAUCCAUCAAGGUUUUACACUAUUUCGAUGGAUUCCGUAGGUAAGUCCAAUGGUGGCUUAAUUUUGUUUUUGUACAAAACAUGUGUCACUUGGGCUAUUCCUCAGUCAUGAAUUGUGCAGAUUCACAAAUAUCCGUGUCAAGCACCAUUUCACAGUAAGCUUUAACUGUACUACAGUCGACACUUGUUAAUACAAACACGUUCGGACCUAGCCAAAUUGUUUGUUAUAUCAGAAUUUUGCAUUAAGAGGAUCAUCAGUCCCAUUCAUUGUGCACAUAAAUGCACAGUCCGGACCAAGGCUUUGUGUUUGCUAUAACCAGAAUUUGUACUAACAGUGUUUACACUAACGAGAGUCAACUGUAUAUGUGUCACAAUAUUAUCUACUUGAAGAGCACCGUAUUCAAAAGUAAAUAUAUCAGAAAGUAAAUAAUUCAGUAACAGUAAAUAAUCCAGAACUUAACUUUCUUGUUAGCAUUUAAUCUGCAUAGCCAAUAAGUUUCACAAAGUUAGCCCCAUAUUUAACAUAUGACCAUUUUCAAAUUGAGCGCAUAACACACAAAAAUGACACAGUGAAAGUGAGCUGUUAAAUCUUUCAUAGCCUGAUAAAAAGUCAGAUAUUGUUUUGAUUUCAAAUUUUAAUUGAUUCACACACAUUACCUCUGUUACUUCUUUUUUGGAAGCAAAUGCCAACACAUUACCCAUCAAAUGUGGAGAGUUGUGGAUUUGUUUUUUAUUUUAGCGUAGUUUUAUUUCAAUAAUCUCAUAUUCUUUUGUUGAUUCAUAGGUUCGUAGCAAUAACACCAUCCACUGAUGCAAUAAUGUAUAUGAAGUAUAGUAAAUGACUGUGCAAAAGAAAACACCGUAUCGAGUUUAAUUUUGCAUUUGUAAGACGACAUAGUUGUGAUCAUACUUAGCGACCCAAAUCAGGUUUCAUAAAUGUGUUAAGCGCAGAAGGUUGUUUCGUGAAGAAAAGGUGUGCAUAGCCAAUACGUAAACUUGCAGUAUCUCUGCUAGAAACUUCACUCAGCAAGUUGAUUAGCUGGACGCUUCUGCUGAGAUCAGUUUUGGCCUGACAUAUGAAAGUACGUUUCCCAGCACAAUUUAUGCUUUAGAGAAAUCGGUGGAGAACAGAAACCACUCAAAAACCAUAUUUUUGAUUCGAACUGUAUUCGCUAAGCAGAACCUGUCUGUGUUCAGCCAAUAGACCAUUACCAUGUAGCGGCCAUCUUGAUUUUGUUCCCAUUCAAAUCAAUGUUACCAAAGCGAGGCUGGAAGGAAAUAUAGUCUGAUUCCUUUUUUGCCAAGAAAACAUCAUUCAGUUAUUGGAUGCAGGGAACAUGACUAAAAUGGUGGCAGCAUGAUAAAGGUCUAUUUUCAUACUUUGUGGCAAUGGUGAAUUUUCCCCUUGUUCGUGCCUCAGAAAUUAUAAGCAACUUCCGGUGAAAUUGUAACAUUCCGUGUUAACAAGGUGUACGGUAAUGUAUAUGUGUGGAAUUGUAAUGCUUAUUGGUACACUGGUUAUGGACUAUUAUUUUUAUUUAACACGGGGAAGAGUAAAUUUCAUUAAAAAAUGUAUUGUUUGGAUUCAAAGUAUUGAGUACCGGUACACCCUGCUUUAUACAAUAAUUCACUGAAAGAAAAACUAAUUUUGACAUGUUUAGGUAUUUUUUUUUUCAAUUCACGUUAUUGAAGCAGAGCCUUUAAUAAAGAUUAUAUUUACCCGUAGUAAAUAAAUACAACACUAAUAUUUAAGUUUUCUUUUCUGUAUGCAAAAUACGGUAAUUUUCAGACAUUGUUUAAAUAAGUAAUUGUUUAUAUGAGUGAUUUCCAAUCAAAAUGAUAAACAUGUGAGUACAUUUUACGUGUUGAUUGUUUUACUUAUUUUUUGGUCACAUUUUGUUUCAAUUUGAAAAGGAGAAUAUGUCUUAUCGAACUGAAAUUACUACAUCAAAGGGAAGAGGUAAAUUUGUUUCGGUAAUUCUAUCGCACCCUCUCUUUAAAAUUGACUUUAAUCAAUGUGUAAUUGAAAUGAGUUUUAUUGUAAUCCAUCAUGAUAGCGUUUUUUCGGGGGUUCAUUGAUCGGUUACAUUAUAAAGAUAAUACUUUUUGACUAUUGACACAUGAUUUGAUUUUUUUUCACCAUUCUGAUAAUGACUUGUAAAUAUGACGUACCUACGACUAUGAAAUAUUCACGUGUAUAUAAGAGUGAUGGUAUUCAAAUGUACUAAUUAUUUGUAUAAUUUUGGAAAUUAUUUAAAUCAAAAAGUAAUUUAAGUUUUACUUGUGUAGAUACUGUUGGUGAGCGUUUGAAAAAGAAAAGGUUUCUGUUCAUUUUUGGUUCGGUUCAUAGGGUAAUAGGUAAUGCUAACUUGGAGGGUUACGUUAUUGGUUUAUAGUUUGUACUGAAUUAGUUUAAUAAAAAAAAUAGUAUUGAGUUUAAACCGU